AUGAGUGCCCACAGUGAUGAUGAUGACGAUGAUCAUUCUCAAGAUGAUCAAGAUUAUGACACAGAUCAACAAGUAGAAGAAGAUCCCAAUAACCAACGACAAAAUGCUUUUCUCACCGAUGAUGCAGAUGUCGAACUAUCAAAUCAACAACAAACAGGUGAAUUCGAAGAAAUAGAACCUAUUGAGGCUCAACCUCCAAAUGAAAUCGAUGCUGACGAACAAGAACGACAACAAUCUGGUACGCCUGCUUUUCGCACCCUUGAAGACUUAUUUAAAGAAGGAACACUUACUGGUACGCAAAUGGCCUUACUCAAAUCGAAAUAUAUGGAAUUACAAAAUGCUUUAACAUUAUCACGUCAAGCUGAAGCUCGAUUACGCCAAGAAGAACAUACAUAUUUAGCUCAAAUUGAAAAACAAAAACGUAUAUUAGAAGAAGGUGAAUCAUUUCCAGAUAAAAUUACAACUGAAGUUCAACAACGCCGAAAAGAUCUACUUAAAUAUAGUAAUGAUUUAGCAUGUACUAAUGAACGUUUAUUUGAUCUUGAAUAUAAAAUAAAAGCUUUGGAAGAAGAUAAACGUUCUUUAGAAAAAGAAAAGGCUCGAAUACCAAAUCAACAUGAUAUUGAUGAAAAAAUAAAAAAUCUACGCAAAGAAUGUGAUGAACUAAAACGACAAAUAGCACAAAAAAAAUCUGAGAUUACUGAUCAAAAUCUUUUAUUGGGCGAUAAAAGAAAGAAAUAUACGACUACAACUAAACAAUUUGAUGAACUUACACAUUCAAUUGAAAAUCUUGAAGCGGAAUAUCUACAACUGAAACUAAAACCAGCUGAAUUACUUAAACAAACAGAUAGUCUGUCACUUCAACGAGAUCAAACCGAACAAGAAAUCGAAGAAAUGGAUGCUCGUGUAAAAGAACAAGAAAAUUCAACAAGACAACUUCAAGAAGAUGUUGAGAAAUUAAAAGCUUUAACAUCAAAAGAAAUGCGAUUAAAUGAUCAAGAUAAUCAAGAUAAUGAAAAAUUAAAUGAAGAAAUAAGAAAUGUGCUAAAUUUAAUUGCAUUCGAAGAAGCUAAACUAGCGAAAGGACAAAUAGACGAACGUCAAUCAAAUGAAGCAGUUAAAAGUACAAUACAAAUGGGUAAACAAAUUCAUGAACAACAUUCAAAAAUACAAAAACAAAAAGAAAGAAUAUUAAGAGAGCUAAAACGUUCGGAAACUAGAUUACGACAUGCAAAAGAUGAAUUAUCAAGCGCAAAUAUGACAAUAGAAAAGCUACAACUGAAACGAGCAGCAAUACCAACGGAUGAUACUGACAUAUAUGGUCAUCAAGUCGAUUUAAAAGACGAUAUCGACAAUCUAGCAAAAACACAUGAGAAACAGGAAAAAGAAAUUAUUGUUAAGCAAAGUAUGUUAAUAACAGCGCAAAAAGAACACGAAGAAGUUCUAUUGAAACAGAGCGAUUAUCGUCGUGAUGCUGUAUCGAUGGCACAUUUUGCAUCUGUUGUAUCGAAUGAACGUGAACAAAAAUGUCGAGAAAAAAUGAAAGCUAAAAAUCGUUUACAAGCUGUACAAGAAGAUCUUCAACGAAAGAGAGGUGAAAUUCAUGAACAUGAUAAACGCAUCGCCGAUUUAGAUGUAAAAUUAAAAGAAUUUGCGGUGAUGUAUGAUAUCAUUAAAAAUGAACGUAAUAAAUGUGUUAAUUCCAUACAAAUCAAUAAUCAAAAAUCCAAUGAAAUGAAAGAAAAAUUAAAAUUACUUCAAAAUGAAAUCGAAAUUUUACGCACUAAAUUAAGUAUUCUAGAAAAAGAUCUACAAAAGAAGAACUUACUUGUAUUAGCGUCGGUUGUUGAACGCGAUAGAGAAAAACAUAAAGUUGAAAAACAACGUACUUAUCUACGAGAACUUAAUGUACAAGAUCAACAGCAAACAUUAGAAAAUCGAAAUUAUAAUAAUUUAAUUGCAUUUGCUGAAAAAGAAUUAGUUCGCUUGAGAAAAGAUUAUGAUACAGCUGUUUUGGAUAGAAACGAACGAAGUGUACAACUUGUUGAACGAUACAAUGAAGAAGUUGUCUUUCAAGAAAAAGUCAAUGUUCAAGAUGCAAAAUUAAAAAAUGCCUAUAUUGAAUUGAGGAGCCGUGAUGAUGAAAUUCGAUUAUUAGAAUUACAAAUUCAAGAAGAAAAGCGAGAAAUUGCUUUAUCGAGAAAGAAAUUACCUGUCAAACGAGCAUUAGAUCAAGAACUCGAAUUAUAUCGAAUAUGUCUUGAAUCAUGUCAAGAUCGCUUGAUUGAACUUGAAAAAAUUCUUGAAAAUCCCAAUGAUCCAGCACGAGUUCGUUUUCUCGAUGGUACGGAUGACUCACCAGAAAUGAUCAUGAGAAAACUUGAACAACUUGAACAACGCUUAUCAACCAAAGAAGAACAAUCACUGGAGAAAGACCUUAUUCUUGAACAAGUGAAUCGUCUAAUAGAACGUUUAUCAACAAAAGUUGAUGUCGGAAAAGAUGAUACAUUAUCAUUGGCAAAAAAAGUUAAUGAUUUACAAAAUAAAAUCAAAGAUAUAACACGCAAAAUGAUGGCAACUUUAUCAGAAUUAACAAUCUAUCAAUCAGAUGCAUUAAAACUUCAACAAGACAAAAACAUCAAAGAAGUUGAAAUACAACAAUGUUAUGAACGAAUGGAACAAGGAGAACCUCCGAGUGAAGAACUUGAACGUGAAUGGCAACGUUCGAAUGAAAUCGAACAAAAACGUAAAAGUGAACGUAAAAUUCGAGAAGAGAAAGAACGCGAAACCGAGCACUUCCUAUUGCCAGGCGGCAUAAUUACACAAGCCGAACCACGUCCACAAGCUUAUGCUCCGAAUGAUGAUGCAGAUAUUCAAGUAGCCAGACCGUAUGGUUCACAUGCACCAUUUAAACCGAGUGAGCCCGGUGCUAAUAUGCGUCAUAUUCGAAAACCAAAUCCAAAACCAAUUGAAAUCUAA
Rotaria socialis is the source of this 2979-nucleotide messenger RNA. The record is from the annotation of a GenBank genome assembly. Lineage: Eukaryota; Metazoa; Rotifera; Eurotatoria; Philodinida; Philodinidae.